This is a messenger RNA of Suillus clintonianus, 2681 nucleotides long. RefSeq names its product pre-mRNA splicing factor component-domain-containing protein. Gene Ontology annotation, cellular component: Prp19 complex; spliceosomal complex. NCBI's taxonomy places the organism in Eukaryota, Fungi, Basidiomycota, Agaricomycetes, Boletales, Suillaceae. The record is from RefSeq and is a predicted model, not a curated record. Gene Ontology annotation, biological process: mRNA splicing, via spliceosome. The coding region runs from base 66 to 2573 and encodes 835 amino acids. The transcript is spliced from 8 exons.
ACACUUCAUUGUCGUCAAAACAGCUUGUACAGCAGUACUUGGUUGAAGCCCGUCCACCAGCAGCCAUGGUUCGAAUUAUUAUCAAAGGAGGUGUUUGGAAGAACACGGAGGACGAAGUUCUCAAGGCUGCGAUAGCCAAGUACGGGAAGAAUCAAUGGGCCCGUAUUUCGUCGUUGCUGGUCCGGAAGACACCCAAACAAUGUAAAGCGCGGUGGUACGAGUGGCUAGAUCCGUCUAUCAAGAAGACGGAAUGGUCAAAGACCGAGGAUGAAAAGUUGAUGCAUCUCGCGAAAAUCAUGCCCACGCAGUGGCGGACAAUAGCUCCCGCAGUUGGUCGUACAGCUACGCAAUGUCUUGAACGAUAUCAGAAGUUACUAGAUGAGGCUGAGGCGAAAGAAAACGAGGAGUUGGGACUGACGGGACCAGAGGGAGAGUCGGCGCCGAGUGCAGACGACAUCAGGCGCCUGCGGCCAGGAGAGAUUGACCCUGACCCUGAAACCAAGCCUGCACGUCCCGAUCCUAUUGACAUGGACGAAGACGAGAAGGAAAUGUUAUCCGAAGCCCGUGCUCGUCUCGCAAAUACGCAGGGAAAGAAAGCUAAGCGGAAGGCUCGCGAACGUCAGCUCGAGGAAGCAAGACGACUCGCAGUCUUGCAAAAAAAGCGUGAGCUGAAGGCUGCUGGAAUCAUUAUGCGACACAAAACGAAAAAUAAGGGUAUGGACUACAAUGCUGACAUUCCCUUCGAAAAGAAGCCGGCGGCGGGCUUCUACGACACGUCGGAGGAACAGGCGCGCAUUACCUCUGCGCCAGUCGGCCAAUCUCUCCGCCGUCUGGAAAACAAGCGUAAGCCUGAUGAAGAGGAAGCUGAGCGGAGGAAGCGACAGCGUCGUGCAGCAGAGGCUAAAGGCGAGAAUGACGGCCACCAAACGAAAUUCAUUGCCGCUCGUGAUGCGCAGAUACAGAAGCUGAAAGAGGCUGAGAGCAUUGGUCGACGACGGAAGCUCGUGUUGCCGAAUGCGCAAGUUGGGGAGGCGGAGCUAGAAGACAUUGUCAAGAUCGGACAGACGGGGGAAAAUGCCAAGGCGUUGGUUGGUGGCGGAAGCGAGGCAACUGCUAAGCUGUUGAGUGACUACGAGGGUCUGGAGGGCGCAAGGAUGGCACGAACACCUCGUACUGCACCCCAACAGGAUAAUGUCAUGUUGGAAGCACGUAAUUUACGGAACAUGACCAUGGCUCAGACGCCUUUGUUGGGAGAUGAGAAUACUCCCCUUCAUGUUGGGCCAGGGGGAGGAACUGGUUUCGAAAGUGCAACUCCUCGGCAUCAAGUUGCCUUUACCCCAAAUCCUCUCGCGACUCCUAUACAUGGCGGCGCAGGUGAUGUUUCUGCAACGCCGCGGGAUGGUGCAUCAUGGGGCGCAACCCCGCUGCGGACACCUAUGCGCGAUACCCUCAGCAUCAAUCCUGCUACGGGCAUGCCAGUUGGCGACACACCACGCGACCUGCGGUUGCGUGCCGACUCCGCCAAGCGUGCUUUGAAGGCUGGAUUCAUGAGUCUUCCCAAGCCUGAAAACAACUUCGAGCUUUUGGUUCCCGAAGAUGAAGAUGAAGAGGCUACCACGGGCCCAAUGUCAGAGGAAGAUGCUGCCGAACGAGAUGCACGUUUGCAGCGAAUACGCGAAGAGGAGGAGAGAAAAGCUCUGGCAAGACGAACGCAGGUUGUUGCCCGUGGUCUUCCUCGUCCUGCACGGGUUGACGUGCAGCAGCUGAUGGGGGACUUGAACCUUGGGGAAGAAGAUGACGACAUGGCCGAGGUCAGGAGACUCCUCAAUGCGGAGAUCGCGGAUCUCCUGCUGCACGACUCGAUAGCGUAUCCCCUCCCCGGCACAAAUAUUCCUGGCGGCACACCGUCAACUUAUCAAAUACCGCCAGAUGAGGACCUCGCUGCUGCUAAGGCUCAGGUUCAUCUUGAACUUGCCUCAUCAAUAGGAUUCCCUGAUGCCAAUGAAGCCCAAGUUAAGGAGGGACUGGCAACGCUGUCGGGCAGCGAAGAGAUCGACGAGAGUGUGUCUUGGGCAAGUAUUCGCCAACAACUUGCCUUUGAUAGCGCCUCGAGAACAUGGGUAGAACCUAGCAGCCUGUCCGCUGAAGCCAGAAUAGCCGGUUAUACCUCACUGCUCGAGGAGUGCCGUGGGGAGAUGUCGAAAGAGGCCAGCAAAGCCACCAAGAUCGAGAAGAAGCUCGACAUCACCCUCGGUGGAUAUCAAGCACGUUCAAAAGCUCUUACGAAGCGCGUGGUCGAAGCUUUCGAUGACCUCGUGAGAACGAAAGUGGACUACGAGAGCUUCGCUCGACUCAGCAUCAACGAGGCUGCUGCGGGACCACGGAGAUUGGAGGCGCUGAAUGAGGAGGUGGACGUUCUAUUACGGAGAGAGCGGAUGCUACAGGAGCGGUAUGCAGAGCUUGACCGCGAGCGUCGGGAUGCAGAAUCGAGGGUGGCUGCACUGGAGGAGAAAAUUAUGGAGGAGGCAGAAGCGCUCAAUGAAGCCGCUCUUGCUGAGAUGGAAGCAAGCUGAUAAUACAUUCUCCAGUGUUUUUUAUGCACCUAUGUAUCAUUCUGUCGUUACACUAGUACAGCGGCUCAUCCCAUUAUUCUUUUGAGAGUUGCGAAUAUUCAGCGUUGU